This is a messenger RNA of Xyrauchen texanus (razorback sucker), 1598 nucleotides long. It is a transcript of the gene pcgf6, whose product is annotated as polycomb group ring finger 6. Gene Ontology annotation, biological process: regulation of transcription by RNA polymerase II. Bases 177 to 986 code for a protein of 269 amino acids. Lineage: Eukaryota; Metazoa; Chordata; Actinopteri; Cypriniformes; Catostomidae. The record is from RefSeq and is a predicted model, not a curated record. The transcript has 10 exons. Gene Ontology annotation, cellular component: PRC1 complex.
CACCGUGAAGGUGCAUAGAUUACAUUGAUUGAAUUAUUUCGAAACUUAUAUCUGACGUUAGCUAAUCGAACCAGCUUGAGUGAAAACAUUUAACCACUAUUAAAGAGACCAGAAAGGCAUUUUUAGUUACUUUCCUGCAGUUUUUUUUUUAAGUUUCUACAGCCUUUGCGUGUACUAUGGACGGAACAGUGGCGAAAGUUGAUGUGGACGGAUCCACGCGACGCUUCACAAGUGCUUUCAGCGGAGACGAGAGCCGUGACACUGACCACAGCGAGUCACAUACUGACGACGAGCGCUCCUUGCCUCUCAGGGAAUUGUAUCCCUAUAUCCGCUGUGCCCUCUGCAAUGGAUUUUUCAUUGAUGCCACUACCAUCAUAGAGUGUCUUCACACUUUUUGUAAAAGCUGCAUAGUCAAGCAUUUUUUCUACAGCAACAGGUGUCCAAACUGCACUAUUGUAGUGCAUCAGACACAGCCACUGUACAAUAUAAGACCUGACAGACAAUUACAAGACAUUGUUUUCAAGAUGAUUCCAUAUUUGGAAGAAGAUGAAAGGUCACGAAUAUGUGAAUUUUAUAAACAAAGGGGGCUUGAAGUUCCAAAGCCAGUGGCAGUGCCAGCCGUAGGCCAAAUGAAGCCACCUCCGAAACACAGGAAAGACUAUAUACCUCAGUCUGUUUUCACUAUUCCCUCAGAGUUAGAUGUAUCUCUGAUGUUGGAGUUUAUGGGAGCCGAACAGGGCAUUGAGAAUUAUAAGCCUCUUGAGAGGAAGUAUGUGCGUGUCUCAGGGGAAGCUACCAUCCGCCAUGUGGAGCUCUUUAUCAGGAGGAAGAUGGAGCUGAGCCCAAAAUGCAAGGUUGAUGUUGUAUGUGGAGAGCAUCUUCUUGAGCGAUACCAGUCUUUGAGAGAAGUUUGUAACACUGUGGGAAAAAAUGCUUUGCAGAAUGGCAUGUUGGUUUUGCAGUUUGGACUGGUGCUGCCUGCUUAGUGAUGAGAGAAUUUACAGAAAGACCAACUACUGAGAAAUCUGCAAACUACAGUGCAUAGCAAUUUCAUUUCAAGGGCUAAACUGAACUUUAUCAUUAAAGAUGUCCUAUGCAAAGAUUCUUUGUCUUCCUGGUUGCUUUCUAAUCAAAAAGCAAAAUGAACAAUAUGCCAGCGUUGAUUCAGCACAUGCACUUAGAAACUGCGAUGUGCACUGUGAUGAGUUAUUUUCAGCAAACACUGUCAGAUUGAACAAUUGUUGCUAUCAUUUUCACAUCCACAGUCUUUCUUUUGAUGUUGUUUUAUACCUCUGCUAAUGCAAAAAACAAAACAAUAAUUUUGUUCUGUGACCUAAUAUUUGAGAUGCAUUUUAUUGCUUUAAAAUAUCAGUUCUAGGUCAAAUCUAUUGUGGUUCUAACAGACAAAAAGAAGAUUACACUAAAACAUUGUCUUUGUAUAUUAGUUAUUAGGUUUCUCAUUUUUGAGCAUUUGUGAAAGUAUGAAAGGGGUUCAUUGUCACCAUUCAACUGUUCCAGAGGUGUUAAAGACUUUCUGGUUGUUGUCUUUUGUUUGAUGUAAAUCAUUUUGUGCUUAUUGAGCCAUGAUUUGGAUGGUC